AUGGCGAGCACAAAGUUCAACUCCAAGUCGCCGACAAUGAGGCGCAUCAUGAAGGAAGCUGCCGAACUCAGCAACUCUCCCAGCCCAGACUACACAGCCACCCCGCUAGAGUCCGAUCUGUUUGAAUGGCACUUUACACUCCGGGGACCGCCCAAUUCAGCGUUUGCCGAGGGCAUCUACCAUGGGCGCAUCGUGCUACCGCCCACGUACCCCCUGCGCCCGCCGUCCUUCCGCUUCGCCACGCCCUCGGGCCGCUUCGAGGCCAACCGCGAAAUCUGCCUGAGCAUCUCGGGCCACCACGAGGAGACGUGGCAGCCGGCCUGGGGCGUGCGCACCGCCAUUGUCGCGCUGCGCGCCUUUAUGGAGACGGACGCCAGCGGCCAGAUUGGCGGGCUCAACAGCGGGCCCGAGGUCCGCAAGCGGCUGGCUGCCGAGUCCAAGGCCUGGACGUGUCCGGCGUGUGCGCGGUCCAAUGAGGAGAUCUUGCGAGAGGUGGCGGAGCGGUGUCGCGAGAUGGAUGAGGAGGCGGCGGCAGCGGCUGCUGCUAAUGCUGCGGACGGUGGGGUUGCAAGCAGUAGUGCGAGGAAGAGAGAGGAGGUUGAGAUUCCUGCCGAGCUAAAGAUGGGAUUCCGGGACGAGAUGGAGAAGAAGGCUGCCCAGGCCGCAAGUACAGGAGAAAGCGGAAAUACGAGGGAAGAAGACGCCGAGACGGCGCAAUUAGCCGAGGGUUUCGUACAGACUGCUCCUAUUCCGCCACUGCAGCAGCAACAACAACAACAACAAUUGCAGAGGGAAACACCACCAUCGGCACCCUCGAUACCGGCGCGGCCGGCACAGGGCGUACCGCAGCCGACGAGAACCGUUCCGCUACCCCCAGAUCCCGUGGGACAGGCCAUGGCGCACCGAGCCAGGGACUUUGACCAUGACGCUGGUGUGCCCGUAUGGAUAGACUAUGCCAUUGUCUCGCUUGUCGCUGUCUUGGUCGCCAUGCUCAUCAAGAUUCUGCUUGGCUACUGA
Pestalotiopsis fici W106-1 is the source of this 1017-nucleotide messenger RNA. RefSeq lists its product as uncharacterized. The record is from RefSeq and is a predicted model, not a curated record. NCBI's taxonomy places the organism in Eukaryota, Fungi, Ascomycota, Sordariomycetes, Amphisphaeriales, Sporocadaceae. The transcript has 2 exons. Bases 1 to 1017 code for a protein of 338 amino acids.